Molecule: messenger RNA, 4041 nt
Organism: Perognathus longimembris pacificus (Pacific pocket mouse)
Lineage: Eukaryota; Metazoa; Chordata; Mammalia; Rodentia; Heteromyidae
Gene: Sidt2
Product: SID1 transmembrane family member 2
Exons: 27
Coding region: 182-2746 (854 amino acids)
Cellular component (GO): membrane
Source: RefSeq, a predicted model, not a curated record
UCCGCGGGAGGGGACAUUUCCUAAUCGCGGGCCGGGGUUAAAGUUCUGGUCCCGGUGCGAUGCUGGAGGCCGCCGCCGCCCUCCGUCCCCGAGGUGCCCGGCCGCCCGCCGCCGCCGCCGCCGCCGCCGCCCCCGCCGCCCCCGCCGCCGCCGCCGCCGCCGCUGCCGCCCGGCCGGGGCCAUGUUCGCCCGCGGCUUGCCCUGCCUGGUGGUGCUCCUGGCGGCCUCGGUCCGGAGCCACCUCGGGGUGCUGGGGCCCAAGAACGUCUCGCAGAACGACGCCGAGUUUGAGCGCACCUACGCCCACGAGGUCAACAGCGAGCUGGUCAACAUCUACACCUUCAACCACACCGUGACCCGCAACCGGACGGAGGGUGUGCGUGUGUCCGUGAACGUCCUGGACAAGCAGAAGGGGGCGCCUUUGCUGUUCGUGGUCCGCCAGAAGGAGGCUGUGGUGUCCUUCCAGGUGCCCCUAAUCCUGCGGGGGCUAUAUCAGCGGAAGUACCUCUACCAAAAGGUGGAACGGACGCUGUGUCAACCUCCCACCAAGAAUGAGUCUGAGGUCCAGUUCUUCUACGUGGAUGUGUCUACUCUGUCCCCGGUCAACACCAAGUACCGGCUCCGGGCCAGCCGAAUGGACAACUUCGUGCUCAGGACCGGGGAACUGUUUAGCUUCAAUACCACUGCAGCCCAGCCCCAGUACUUCAAGUAUGAGUUCCCGGAGGGAGUGGACUCUGUGAUUGUCAAGGUGACCUCCAAAACGGCCUUCCCCUGCUCAGUCAUCUCCAUCCAAGAUGUCCUGUGCCCUGUCUAUGAUCUGGACAACAAUGUAGCCUUCAUUGGCAUGUACCAGACUAUGACCAAGAAGGCAGCCAUCACUGUGCAGCGCAAAGACUUCCCCAGCAACAGCUUUUAUGUGGUGGUUGUGGUAAAGACCGAAGACCAGGCCUGUGGGGGUUCCUUGCCCUUCUACCCCUUCAUGGAAGAUGAACCGGUUGAUCAAGGGCAUCGCCAGAAAACCCUGUCAGUGCUGGUCUCUCAAGCCGUCACGUCUGAGGCCUAUGUCGGGGGGAUGCUCUUUUGCCUGGGCAUAUUUCUUUCUUUCUACCUACUGACCGUCCUCCUGGCCUGUUGGGAGAACUGGAGGCAGAGGAAGAAGACCCUACUGGUGGCCAUUGACCGAGCCUGCCCAGAAAGUGGUCACCCUCGGGUCCUGGCUGAUUCCUUUCCUGGCAGUGCGCCGUAUGAGGGUUACAACUAUGGCUCCUUUGACACUGGUUCUGGAUCCACUGAUGGAUUGGCCGACAGCUCGGGUACUGGGGAUCUCUCCUACAGUUAUCAGGGGCACGACCAGUUCAAGCGACGCCUUCCCUCUGGCCAGAUGCGGCAGCUGUGCAUUGCCAUGGACCGUUCCUUUGAACCGGUAGGUUCGCGGCCACGCCUGGACUCCAUGAGCUCCGUGGAGGAGGAUGACUAUGACACAUUGACCGACAUCGAUUCUGACAAGAAUGUCAUCCGCACCAAGCAAUACCUCUGUGUGGCCGACCUGGCACGGAAGGACAAACGUGUUUUGCGGAAAAAGUACCAGAUCUACUUCUGGAACAUCGCCACCAUUGCUGUCUUCUACGCCCUUCCUGUGGUGCAGCUGGUGAUCACCUACCAGACGGUGGUGAAUGUCACAGGGAAUCAGGACAUCUGCUACUACAACUUCCUCUGUGCUCACCCACUGGGCAACCUCAGCGCCUUCAACAACAUCCUCAGCAACCUGGGGUACAUCCUGCUGGGGCUGCUCUUCCUGCUCAUUAUCCUGCAGCGGGAGAUCAACCACAACCGGGCCCUGAUGCGCAAUGACCUCUACGCCCUGGAAUGUGGGAUCCCUAAACAUUUCGGGCUGUUCUAUGCCAUGGGCACAGCUCUGAUGAUGGAGGGGCUGCUUAGUGCUUGCUAUCACGUCUGCCCCAACUAUACCAAUUUCCAGUUUGACACGUCGUUCAUGUACAUGAUCGCCGGACUCUGCAUGCUGAAGCUCUACCAGAAGCGGCACCCGGACAUCAACGCCAGCGCGUACAGCGCCUAUGCCUGCCUGGCCAUCGUCAUCUUCUUCUCUGUGCUGGGCGUGGUCUUUGGCAAGGGGAACACGGCGUUCUGGAUCGUCUUCUCCAUCAUCCACAUCGUCGCCACCCUGCUCCUCAGCACACAGCUUUAUUACAUGGGCCGCUGGAAGCUGGACUCGGGGAUCUUCCGCCGCAUCCUGCUCGUGCUCUACACGGACUGCAUCCGGCAGUGCAGCGGGCCCCUCUACGUGGACCGCAUGGUGCUGCUGGUAAUGGGGAACAUUAUCAACUGGUCGCUGGCUGCCUAUGGGCUCAUCAUGCGCCCCAAUGAUUUCGCCUCCUAUUUGUUGGCCAUCGGCAUCUGCAACCUGCUGCUUUACUUUGCCUUCUACAUUAUUAUGAAGCUCCGGAGUGGAGAGACGAUCAAGCUCAUCCCCCUGCUCUGCAUCGUCUGCACCUCUGUGGUCUGGGGCUUUGCACUCUUCUUCUUCUUCCAGGGGCUCAGCACCUGGCAGAAAACCCCUGCCGAGUCGAGGGAGCACAAUCGGGACUGCAUCCUCCUGGACUUCUUCGAUGACCAUGACAUCUGGCACUUCCUGUCCUCCAUCGCCAUGUUCGGGUCCUUCCUGGUGCUGCUGACCCUGGAUGAUGACUUGGAUACAGUGCAGCGGGAUAAGAUCUACGUCUUCUAGCCUGCACCGGACCCUUCGCUGCACUUGAUGGAGCUCUGAGUUCCCCUGCGUGCCCUGCCAGGUGCCUCGGUAGCACUGGGGGGUGAGUCCCAGCCCGGCUGCCCAGCACUGGACAUCGGUGGGACAGUGAGGUCUAGCCCGGGCCUGGGUCAGGACAGUCAUGGAGGGGGCGGGGGGCGUUGAGCCUUGUCGCUGCCCUCGGCCGGGGAGGAGGCCGCUCCCCUGCUUCCCUGGACACGGGACAGAUUGCUGCUUUCUUCUCAGUGUUGGGCCCUCCUGGGCCCCUGCCUGUUGGCUCUCUUUCCCUCUGUCUGUCUAGCCCACUACAGGAGGAAGGAGUGAAGGCGUUUCCUCCCCCAUUUCAUGCCUUGCACUCUGCCGUCUUCCCCUCCCCUGCAGCCUGGGACCCGAAGCCUUUCCUCUCUCGCUCCAGUUCUCUCUGGGGCCGCACCUGGCUGCCAUCACUGCCCACUCUGGUCAGCCAGAACGGAUGCGGGCCUAGGACUCUGGGGCUGGCCACCUGGUGCCAGGCUUUCGGUGCUAAGGCCUUCAAGGGGCCCCCGAGCAAGACACUCCCCCCACCUGUGUUCCACGCUGGCUUUUGAGCAAUGAGGAUCAGCCAAGCUCAGAGGUCAGCUCCUCAUGCCAUCAGCCUCCAGACUGACGCCAGCGGCAGAACUGGAGACACUUGGGGCUCACCUGUCCAUUUCCGCACCCACCGUCCUGCCAAGCCCCUGCUGGGGGGCCUUUCAGUGCCAUCCACACUGCCCAAGAAUGUCCAGGGGCAAAGGAGGGGGUGCUGCCGAGAACCCAGCCCGUCCCGCCUCCCUGCGACCAUGGAGCCCCAGUGCCUGUGUGAGGAAGGGGCUUGAGAGGGGACCUGCCAUUUUCCUCUGUGUCCUACGUCCCAGCCUCAUGCCAGGACCUAGGGCUGGCUCUUCAGUUUCCGUCCAUCUUCAGCCAAGUUCUGUGUUAAUUACACACACGCGCGCGCACACAGCCUUGGAGUUUACAUGGAGUCGCCCCAGCUCUGGGCCCUUAGUGGCUCUGAUCCUUGGCUCCGUUCACCCCACCGGGUCCAUUCCAGAUGCCAAGGAUGGGGCGAGCAAGGUUGGGCCUCCGCCUUGGAGCUGGGAAUGUGUUUCAUUCCCCUGGACUUGUUUUUAUAGCUCUCCUCGGUCUGGGGAGAGGAGGGGGCCUGGGUCUUGGUGUCAGAGCCCUGUUUUAUGUCUUUCCAUGCUACGGUUGCAUUUGUUUCGUAUGAAUGAGUGCACUCAAUAAAGAACCAGACUCUG